AUGGACCAUAUAUUGCUUAAAUAUACUGAACAUAGCAAACCACAUGAAUCACUGACAAACACUAAUAUUAUUCCUCAAUUAAACAGGAGAGGAGGAGGAGGAGAAGGUCCUAGAAGUUCUGAAUCUGUUGAUUCACAUAGCGAACCACAUGAAUCACCAACGAACACUAAUAUUAUUCCUCAAUUAAACAAGAGAAGAAUUGGAGGAGAAAGUCCUAGAAGUUCUGAAUCUGUAGAUUCACCUGUUGUCAAUGAGAAGAAUGCAAUAAAUCAAUCCAAACAAUUUAAAGUAAUAUCCACUCCUAGAAUUAAACUUAAACACAACAGUAUAUCUGAUGAAGAAUUCAGAAUAAUUAUGACACGUCAUGGAGGGAAGACAAUGGAUGAUGAUAAUGAGGACAACGACGAUGAUCAUCAUGAUAGUAAUGGCCUUGAAUGUGAGUUUAUUCCUGACAUGCCAGACAUUCCUCUCAUUCCUUCUCGCAAACUUGUAGAAGCUUUAAGAGAAAUACGAAAGAAUAGCUCUAAUGAAAAUGCUGAACUAGUUACUUCCAGCGACUCAGAUAUGAGUGAUGACGAGUUGAAAAUAGACAGUGGUGCUGAUGAUGAUGAUGAUGAUGAUGAAGAAAUAGAUAACUGUUUACUUAUUAAUAUCGAAAGCUAUAUUUCUUCAACUACCUCACAUCAACAAACUCUGCCUAAUAAAACAACAACUGUUGGUGAAAUUGAAGUCGAAAAAAAUGAUGAUGACGUUGGUGUAGAAUUAAUUGAAAAUGACAUAAAAGUUCAUGAAGAAGUGAAGAGCUCUAAAACACCAGAAGUUACAAAACCACAAUUAACGCAAAAUGUUCAGCAACCACAAUUCCUGUCAAAUAUUUACUCAAGAUCAAGCUUAACUCAAAAUAAAUCUCCGAAAAAUCAAUCUUUGAAUGUACGGUACAGACCUUAUAAUAUUCUACAAACACCACAAACUCCACCACAAAAAUCUAUGGAAAUUCAAAAUAACAUAACACACAAUAGUCAGUUGUGA
This is a messenger RNA of Macrosiphum euphorbiae (potato aphid), 1029 nucleotides long. The record is from the annotation of a GenBank genome assembly. NCBI's taxonomy places the organism in Eukaryota, Metazoa, Arthropoda, Insecta, Hemiptera, Aphididae.